Messenger RNA from Malania oleifera, 1014 nucleotides. Its product is annotated as large ribosomal subunit protein uL16. Gene Ontology annotation, molecular function: structural constituent of ribosome. Gene Ontology annotation, biological process: translation; ribosomal large subunit assembly. NCBI's taxonomy places the organism in Eukaryota, Viridiplantae, Streptophyta, Magnoliopsida, Santalales, Ximeniaceae. The transcript has 4 exons. Bases 136 to 798 code for a protein of 220 amino acids. Gene Ontology annotation, cellular component: ribosome; cytosolic large ribosomal subunit. The record is from RefSeq and is a predicted model, not a curated record.
UAUGGUUAUGGGCAAAAUAGGAAAUGAAAAUAUCCCUAGCCUCACCUGUUACGUAUAUAUAUUGGUAUAAGUUUGCCCCUUAGGGUUUACUUCCUAAAUCUGCUCCGACUUGAGAAGAGGCGACGAUCGGCCGCCAUGGGGAGGAGACCUGCAAGGUGUUAUCGCCAGAUAAAGAACAAACCAUACCCAAAAUCUAGGUAUUGUCGUGGUGUCCCUGAUCCAAAGAUCAGGAUUUAUGAUGUUGGGAUGAAGAAGAAGGGUGUGGAUGAGUUUCCAUUUUGUGUUCAUUUGGUUAGUUGGGAAAAAGAAAAUGUCUCGAGUGAGGCAUUGGAAGCAGCACGUAUUGCAUGUAACAAAUACAUGACCAAGUCAGCUGGGAAAGAUGCCUUCCACUUGAGGGUCAGGGUCCACCCUUUCCAUGUGUUGCGCAUCAACAAGAUGCUUUCUUGCGCUGGAGCUGAUAGACUUCAAACUGGCAUGAGGGGUGCUUUUGGCAAACCACAGGGGACUUGUGCAAGAGUGAGCAUUGGUCAGGUCCUUUUGUCUGUCCGCUGCAAGGAUGGUAACAGCCUUCAUGCACAGGAGGCCCUUCGCCGUGCAAAAUUCAAGUUUCCAGGUCGACAAAAGAUCAUUGUCAGCAGGAAAUGGGGGUUUACCAAGUUCAACCGUACUGAUUAUGUCAAGUGGAAGAGUGAGAGUCGUAUCGUUCCUGAUGGUGUGAAUGCCAAGCUUCUUGGGUGCCAUGGACCAUUGGCCCGUCGUCAACCUGGACAAGCAUUUUUACAUGCAACUGCUUAGGACAUCUGGCAGAGGAAAUAAUGUAGCAGAAGACAUCUGCUGAACUUUUGAUGAUUGUGUUAUUUUUUUUCUUGUGGGUAACAGUAUGUCAUGCUUAAAAUCACCAUAGUUCUCCAGAACCCAUUUACUAGUUCCAGUUGGAUAUGUUGAUGUAUCUGAUGGAUUUUCCAAACUCAAAAGAGUAUUUAUGCAUCUAUGUUGUAUUUUUUCUUUUAA